UUGCACCCUGGUGAACGACAAUAAACUAAUCUAGCUACUUAAAAGAGGAGUAGCAUUAGGACCUGGUGGAACCCUUCUAAGCCAUGACUUUGCUGUAAAUAUAGCAGCUUCAUUGCACAUACUCACUUCAGUGGGAGUUCUAGGGAGCCUGCACACAGAGACACUUCAAGUGCAAGGAAUGCCCUUGUUAUUGCUCCCCCAAAACCCCAACAUGGAGCAUGACUGGGUCUGAGUCCAUCCUCAAGUAGAGCGAUCACUCCACAAGGCUUCACUUUUUAUUGGUGGAGCCCGUGCGCUCUCACUUCCAAUGUUCCAGCUGUGCAAGCUCACUGACUCAUUGUUCAUCAGUAAUUCCCGGUCGGCCUGUGAUGAUAAACUCCUUUCGGGAGAGGGGGUGACGUUUUGCAUCAACGUGUCGAGGCAGCAGCCCUUCCCGGCACUGAGGGUUGGCACCUUGCGCGUCCCCGUCUUCGACGACCCAGCCGAGAACCUCUUCAAGUACUUCGACAGGUGUGCCGAUGCGAUUGAAGGCGUCAACCGGGAAGGCGGCAGGACCCUCGUGUACUGCAAGAAUGGCCGCAGCCGAUCUGCCUCUAUCUGCACCGCCUACCUCAUGAAGUACAGGUGCCUCUCCCUCCGGGAAGCAUUCGAGCACGUGAAGUCAAUAAGGCCAACUGUGGAGCCCAAUGAAGGUUUCUGGGUCCAACUUCAAAGGUAUGAAGGUGAUCUUCAGUCCAGACAGAUUGGAACUAAUUCUUCAACCAAUGGAUAACUACUUCAAGAUGGACAUCCGCCCUGCACUGAGAUAGUCUCUUUGAAAUCUGCCUUACUGAUAUAGUUCCUGGCACUGCAAGUCGCAAAUUAUGCAGCCUUAUUUUAUUCACAGGUUUACUGUUUGAAAAGAGAUAUUGUUUAGAUUGUAUCUGGCUACAGUACGUCAUGGUAGUGCUUCUACCAUCAAUAAUUUCAGCUUUUAAGAUCCUGCGCCACUACAGAUCGAAAAUAAUAGAAGAUAUUUGGGAAUGAAAAAUUUGGAUGAAGAGUUUGCUCGGAAAAGUUGCUGGACAAGAGAAGGAAUGUAGAUACAAGGAACUACAGAUGUUGGAAUCUUGCAUUGAACACAAAGUGCUGGAGUAACUCGGCGGAUCAGGCAGCAUCUCUGCAGGACAUGGAUAGGCGAUGUAUCACUUCGGGACCCUUUUAUCAGACUGAUUGUAAUGGGGGCGACAAAGGUGGAGAAGUGAUAGGGGCAGGACAAAGACUCAUUUUGUCACCCUUUUGUCUUCUUAUCUCUAGCUUUUGUCCACUUAUCUGCCAAUGAAAAUUCCUUCUCACCUGUAUCCAACUGUAUUCGGGUCAAGACUGUCUGAAGAAGGGUCUCGACCUCAAACGCCACCCAUUCCUUCUCUCCAGAGAUGCUGCCUGGCCUGUGUGUUCACUGCUGUUCUUUCCUACACAAGUGAUAGUUGGAUACAGGUGAGGAGGGUUUUUCAUUGGCAGAUAAGUGGACAAAAGCUUUGUUGCACCCUCGCCUAUUUUUCCAGCUUUUUCUCCCCCACUUCAAUCAGUCUAAAGAAGGGUCCUGACCCGAAACAUCACCUAGCCAUGUCCUCCAGAAAUGCUGCUUGACCUACUGUGUUACUCCAGCACUUUGUGUUCUAAGAGAAGAAAUGUGUGGUUUAUUUAAUCGCUGGAAGUGCCAUUCAUAUGUACCUCUGUGGAACAAUGGUUAGUUUGGCAACCACUCGUUAUAACUCGUUAAUCAUAAAAAUAAAACUCAGGAAAUACCCA
This is a messenger RNA of Leucoraja erinaceus (little skate), 1791 nucleotides long. RefSeq names its product dual specificity phosphatase 28 (gene dusp28). The transcript is spliced from 2 exons. Gene Ontology annotation, biological process: protein dephosphorylation. The record is from RefSeq and is a predicted model, not a curated record. The coding region runs from base 308 to 772 and encodes 154 amino acids. Gene Ontology annotation, molecular function: MAP kinase tyrosine/serine/threonine phosphatase activity. Lineage: Eukaryota; Metazoa; Chordata; Chondrichthyes; Rajiformes; Rajidae. Gene Ontology annotation, cellular component: cytoplasm.